Messenger RNA from Dracunculus medinensis (Guinea worm), 1080 nucleotides. NCBI's taxonomy places the organism in Eukaryota, Metazoa, Nematoda, Chromadorea, Rhabditida, Dracunculidae. The record is from the annotation of a GenBank genome assembly.
GUUGAUCUAAUCUUCACGCUGGGCAUUCUGGCGCUCUGGCAAAUCGUAAAACAUGGUGUUUCAGAUAAGUUAAUCACACUUAUAAGAGCAUUUUAUUGGCAUAUAAUAGCGCAGUUUGUGAACACAUUUCCAUCGUGUCUUCUAGUUGUUUUAUUCUUUAUAAUGGGUUCCACGCUUGGAUUUUACCGAGCUACGAUAUUUUAUUCCAAUUGGAUAUCAAUAAUAUCUUUAUUGAACAUUGUUUCAUUACUUAUCACUUUUAUUCUAUAUGUGAGGCGUCAAACUUCGGAUUUUUUUAAUAGUAUCGAUUUUUACUAUGGGACAGAACUCACGCCGACCAUUCUUGACAUCGAUAUCAAACAUUUUGUAACAUACCGAAUUAGCUUCACAUUAUGGGCCAUUUAUAUCAUCUCAGCCUAUCAUUAUUCUAAAUCCAUCCGCGGUCAAAUAAGUUUAGAAUUAAUUGCUUGUGCAAUCCUACAGCUAAUUUACAUUGCAAGAACUUUGUGGUUUGAACAUUUUCAUUACAGCCAACUUGACGCCCAAGUCGACAAAGCCGGAUUUUGUCGUAUAUGGAGAGGAAUGGUUCUUCUACCGACACUUUAUGUUACACCUAUAUCAUUGCUCGCACGAAACCAAAGCGUUUUACCUAAACCGCUUUCUGUUUUACUUUUCUUAAUGGGAUUAACGGCAAUUUAUGUUAAUACUGACAUUAAUCAACAACGGUACAAUUUCCGUAUUGGUAACGGAAAUGUAAAAAUUUGGGGAAAAGAUCCAUUUUUUAUUGCAGCGAAAUUUCGACGAGAAAAUGGUGAUUUUGGAACCAAUUUACUUUUAGGAAGCGGUUGGUGGGGCCUCAGUAGACAUCCAAAUUAUCUUGCUGAAUGGCUCAGUUUCAUGUUUUGGUCCCUUCUUCAAGGAUCGACAACCAUUAUUCCAUAUUCGCCUUUGAUAUAUUUAGCUAUAUUUCUUUAUUUACGAACCGUUCAUGAUGAAAUCAGAUGUUUGGGAAAAUAUGGAAACUACUGGCUUCAGCAUUCAAAUCGUGUUAACUUUAUGUUAAUACCCUCUAUAUAUUAA